Molecule: messenger RNA, 552 nt
Organism: Priapulus caudatus
Lineage: Eukaryota; Metazoa; Priapulida; Priapulimorpha; Priapulimorphida; Priapulidae
Exons: 6
Coding region: 4-351 (115 amino acids)
Cellular component (GO): BORC complex
Source: RefSeq, a predicted model, not a curated record
CAAAUGGAAACGAAAAGUCUUCAGCAGCAGCAAAGUGAACGAAAUUUAGACGCUAAAAUACGUUUAAGUGGCAAAAUCCAACGGAACAUUGACGACGUUGCUAGCUUUGGGAAGCAACUAUUGAAAGGCGCAAAGGCAACCGAGGUACUAAUUCACACGUUGGAAAACUUUGCUAUUCUAGAACAUUCAGUAGCUAAUUGUGAUGCGAGCCUCAAAAAGAUGCAGCUGUUAGCAACCCAUUUGCAUUUACAACAGGAAGCCAUUGAAAAGAGUGCCCAAGUGAUAGACGAAGUGAGGGAUCAUGCUAGAGCGCUCGUACACCCACGCAUUCCAUCGCUAUCCAGUGUAUGAGCAUAGCAGAUUCAGGGCGAGGUCAGUGCGCGGGGACACAGCGUGAGCAGCGAUGGAUUCGCCGCAGAACGCGUCUCAGCAGCUGAAGCAGCAGCAGUUGAAGCAGCAGCAGCAGUUGAAGCAGCAGCCGCAGCUGAAGCAUCAUCCUCAGCAGCAGCAGCAGCAGCAGCAGCAGCAACAGCAGCAGCAGCAGCAGCAACA